This is a messenger RNA of Microplitis mediator, 3173 nucleotides long. RefSeq lists its product as uncharacterized. Lineage: Eukaryota; Metazoa; Arthropoda; Insecta; Hymenoptera; Braconidae. The coding region runs from base 211 to 1164 and encodes 317 amino acids. The record is from RefSeq and is a predicted model, not a curated record. The transcript has 6 exons.
UAACCCGUGUAAGUGGAGUGUAAAAGUAAUCAUUUGAAUCCAGAAAGCAAUCAUGGACUUCUUUAUCACCAAUUUCUUGUUUCGCACUUGGGUUAACUUUUUUCCAAUAUAUAAUCCACUCUUGCGCACAGCAUCUGGUAAAGUUAUACGAUAUUUGUUGAGAGCGACUAAAAGAGUCACAGUGUACCAUCAACCACAUCGGUAACCACCAUGGCGAACCAUAAUGACCAUUUUAAAAAACCCGUCGAUUCUGCUAAAAAAGAAUUAAUGACAAUAAUUAAAAAAAUUGACGGUCUUAAAUUAACAACGCGGGCUGUUAAAUCCUGGAAUAUUUACAGACAAUUACGGGGUACUGUGACACAGUUUCAUGUUAAACGUAAACACGUUGGAUUUAUUUUUUUUUUAUCGUGGGUUUUUUAUUAUUUUGUUAAAAAUUACAUCAAUGGUAUUCAGUACGAAAAGUGUCUAAUUGAACCACCGGAUUUAUUUCAAAAAAUUUUCCGUCCCGCGGAAGAUUGUUCCAUGUGUCAGAAUAUUCAACAGGUUGAAAAACUCGCAAAUAUUGAUCCUGAUUACUUCGAACAACGUUAUGCGUAUUCGGGAGAGCCAGUGGUGAUAACGGACGCAACUGUUGAUUGGUCAGCAUCAAAGUUAUUUUCAUUUUCAUUUUUUAAAUCGUUGUAUCAUGGCCGUGAGGCGAAUUGCCAAUUUUUUCCAUAUAAGACUGGAUUCAGAAGUCUGCAAGAUGUUUUCAAUAUGAGUGAAGAUAGAAUUUCUUUAAAACCUGGCUCUGAACCCUGGUACGUUGGUUGGAGUAACUGCGAUGAAAAAAUCGGCUCGAUUUUACGACAACACUACAGUAGACCUUAUUUCCUACCUACAACAGCAGAAAGUGAAAAAACAGAUUGGAUUUUUAUGGGAAGUCCCGGAUAUGGUGCUCCGAUGCACGUCGAUGACGUCGAUCAUCCCUCAUGGCAAGCGCAGUUAAAGGGAUCGAAACUCUGGAUUCUUGAGCCUCCCCGCGAAUGUUAUUACUCAUGUAAAAAAUUACAAGUCGUCGUUGAACCUGGAGAAAUAAUAAUACUGGAUACAAAUCGCUGGUAUCACCAAACAAAAAUAAUUUCCACAGACCUCAGCAUAACAAUAGGUGCCGAGUAUGAUUAAAAUCCUGUUCACAAUAAAAAAAAAUUUAUUAUUAUCAUUAUUUUUAACUUAUCUAUUUUUAAUUUUAAUGACCCGCAUUCAUUCACGCAAUCUUUAAAAAAGAAAAAAAACCAACGAAAAAAAAAUAUAUGUGAAUACACAGUUAGAAAUUUAGUGUAUUUGUGUUAAAAAAUUAUUUGGUUAAAUUGUUUAUGUUGAUUUACAAACAGGAAUCUGUUAAUUAAACACGGAAAAAAGAGCAGUUGAAAAAUUACAAUUUCUACAGUAAAAAAAAGGCCUUCCGGGCAAAAAUCUUUAAACAUUAAAGCUUAAACUGUAAUUUUAGAAAUUUUUCAUAGUAAUAAAAUUAAUACAAUUUUAAGCAGCAAAUUUUACAGUUUAAAUCGACAAUAUCGAGUUUGAAACUGUAAUAUUUGUUAUUUCUGUUAAAUUUACUGAUAAAAAAUGUAAUUUUUACAGUUUUAGACUCGGGGCGCUUUACUACUAUACAAAACUAUAAUUUUUCAACUGCUCUUUUUUCCGUGAACACAAACCGUUUGUGUUAUUUUACUUUAACUGAUUUUUUAUGUUAAAUGAUUAGAAAAUCUGUAAUGUAACAAAUUUCUGGUCAUUCGAAAAUUAACACAAAAUUUGUGUUUUUUAGCUAAACACUCCCGCGCUUUUUUUCAUUACUAUAACCAAGCAAAGCAUUUUAGCAGCAUUGUCUGCAAGGAAACUUGGAUUAUAAUUGACUUACAAUUAAAUAUAAUCAUAGAUAACUUGAAUAUUUUUAUCAUCAGGUUCAAUGAUUUUUUAUUCUAAUUUUACGAGAGGACAAUUUGUAGCUCCGUUUUUUAUAAAAAUAACAGAAAAUCGAAAUAAUUGUUUGGUAAAUUGACAUAAGUUGUACUACAGGCUGGCCACAAAGAAAUGAUUUCAAAAUUCCCUGAUAUUUCCCGGUUUUUCAGUAAAGUUUUUCACAUUUUUCCCUGAUUUAGAAAUUUUAUUCGUAUCAUUUAGAUAUUCAAAGUUUUUAUUAUAUUUUCAUUUUUAAUAAUUAAAUUUGAUAAUUAAAUCAUGCGAGAAACCAUAAAAAAUGCCAAUAAAAUUAAUUAAUAUUGCCUACUUUUGAGUAUUCGAUGUUAAAAAUGUAUAAGUUAAAAUAUUUAAUAAGAAGUUUUAUGAUUUAAAUAAAUUCAAUAUACACUGGUUACAAAAAUUAAGGGAUAUUAAAAAAAUUUUAAAUUUUUUAGUAAUUUUCAACAGUUUGUAACUCAAAGGGAAAUGGUCGUACAAUAAAAACAAAAAGUCAAACUGUAGCUUCAAGUGUCUAGUUUUCUGAUCUGGGUCUUUAAAUUUUUUUAUUAUGCGCGGUUACGGAGCAAUCAAAAAUCAAUCAUAAUUAUCGAAAAAAAUUUAUUGAAGCUCGAAGACCGUUUUUAAGACGACCAAAAAUUUGGUAAAUUUCUUUUUCGAUAGUUUUCUUAGGAUUACUCCGGAACCGCACAUAAUAAAAAAAUCUACAGACCAGAUCAGAAAACUAGACAUUUGAAGCUACAUUUUGCCUUUUUUGUUUUUGUCGAAUGACCAUUUUCCUUCGAGCUACAACCUGUUGAAAAUCACUUUGAAAUUUGAAAUUUUUUUAAUAUCCCUUAAUUUUUAUAACUAGUGUAUAAUUUAAAAUUUUUUAAAUUUUGAACUGUUACAAUUUAAUUCCCAGAUACUUUUCGAAAUUCCCUGAAAUUUCCAUGAUAUUUCCCAGUUGCAUUAAAUUCCCUGAGAAUUCCCGAUAUUCCCGGUUUUCCCGGUUCGUGGCCACCCUGUACCAAGGGUAGAUCAGUAUACUUGAGUUGGUUAGGUCAUGUGCUUAUAUUUAUUAGUUAAUUUUAACACGAAAAGUCUGUUAAAUUUACAAAAAAUUUGUGUUAAAGACCAACACAAACUUUAUGUGUUAAAUUAACUUUAGAAUUUGUGUAGACCCUUUGCCCCACAAGAUUUGUGUUUAAUUUAACACUAAAUUUCUUACUAUG